UUUUAGAGAAUACCAUUAAUGAUCUGAAAGAAAAGCAUCAUACGCUUGCAAUGGAUUCCUACAACUACAAAACUGAUUCAGAGAUCACCAUUAAUAACCUGAAGAAACAACUGGCAGAGGCUUGUUUACCACAAAACCUGCAGGAACAAAGUAGCCAACCUGCUGCAGAACUGAGUGCAGAGCCUUCCUGCCGAGCCACGAAGGCUUCACAGACUGACUUCAAAUCUGCCAAAAUGGCUGACCUUGAGCUCAAGUGUGGCAAACAACAAGCGCAGAACCAACAGCUCCAACAGCAGCUCCAGGAAUCUCAGAGACAACUGGAGGAGCAGGCAAUUCAACACAGACAGGAGCGAGAGAAAUUCCAGUCUGAAAUGAAUGAGGUAAAAUCCCUGCUCGCUAACUACAAGGACCUUCAUGCUUUCUACCUAAAAAUCAUGAAGGAGGAGAAUGAAGAAAAGAGCAGCAUGGGAACUCGACUGGAAAAAGCAGAGGCAGAGAAGGAAUUACUGCCGCAGACUGUGGAGCCUCUGCAGAAAAAGCAAGGCACAGAGCAAGGAAAGGAAGGAAAAGUGGACUUGGUGCCGCAGACUUCCUUGUCUCUGCAGGAGCCUGCCGAAGAGAAGCAAGGCAUGGAGCAAGGAAAGGAAGGAAAAGUGGACUUGGUGCCGCAGACUUCCUUGUCUUUGCAGGAGCCUGCUAAAGAGAAGCAAGGCACGGAGCAAGAAAAGGCAGGAAAAGGAGACUCACUGCUGGAAACUGUGAGAUCUUUGCAGGAGUCUUUGAAAACAAAACAAGGAAAUGAGAAGAUCCUCAUCGCCAAGCUGGAGAAGCUUGAGGAACAACCCAAACAGAAGAAGAAGAAGCGCAAUUGGCUGCUUAGGCUCUUCAACAGAAACAAGUCCUAAAAAUCUGAUUUUUUUGUCCUAAAAAUCACAUUUAUACACAGCUAAAUAUGUCAGUGAACGUCUCAGUGGUACGGUAACAAAUCAUUCCUUUUUUCCAUCACGCCCCCCCAACCAGCCACGGCAGAUGGCUGCCCCUCCCUGAGCCUGGUUCUGCUGGAGGUUUCUUCCUGUUAAAGGGAGUUUUUCCUCCCCACUGUCGCCAAGGGCUUGCUCAGAGGGGAUCUUCUGAUUGUUGGGGGGGCUCUUUAAACCAACCACUGAUCAGAUCACUGGCAUUAAAUUUCAGACUCAGCAAAUAUGUAAACGGAUGACUCCUCACAAUCAUGACAUUACACUGUCAUGAUGUCAGGAAUCAUCCAUUUAAAACAUCUUUGCUAAGUCACGUUUGGUUAUUUAUAAAUAUGACUUUUAGGACCC
This is a messenger RNA of Archocentrus centrarchus (flier cichlid), 1322 nucleotides long. RefSeq names its product spindle assembly abnormal protein 6-like. The record is from RefSeq and is a predicted model, not a curated record. NCBI's taxonomy places the organism in Eukaryota, Metazoa, Chordata, Actinopteri, Cichliformes, Cichlidae. The coding region runs from base 51 to 905 and encodes 284 amino acids. The transcript is spliced from 2 exons.